Bradysia coprophila is the source of this 471-nucleotide messenger RNA. RefSeq lists its product as uncharacterized. NCBI's taxonomy places the organism in Eukaryota, Metazoa, Arthropoda, Insecta, Diptera, Sciaridae. The record is from RefSeq and is a predicted model, not a curated record.
UAUAAUGUUUUUGUGCUGUCACAGUAGUCAUGGUGAACUAAAACAAUAACAUUGGAAUUUCAGUAUUUAUCGUUCAAUUCGUACAUCGUAUUCGUUGCUAUAAUAUAACCACACAAACAGAACAGUGUCGCAGAAUGCCAUCAGAAGGUAGUCGAAACACAGAACCAAAGGAUGAAGGUAAAGAAUUAGAAAGCACUGUUGAUCAAACGGGAACAACUAUUGACACCGUAACGGAAGAACCACCACCCGUUCGUGAAAUCACCCAAACAGAUCGAAUAAAUAAAAGAUUGUUGGUGUCCCUUCUGGAAAACAUGAACAAAAAUCAAUUCUUUGACAUGGGCAAUACAGCCGGACAUGAUGCAGCUGAUAGUUCUGAGAAUCCAGACACUGAUGCUGACUGGAAGUGAAAUGAACAAAAUGUGUCAUUGAUGUGCAGUAAUGAAAGGUUUAUUAAAGAUUUUGUAAUUUGAA